AUAAUAAUAAUAAUAAUAAUGAAUAUAGACGGUUGCACGUGUCGGCCCGACGUGGCUGUGGUCCAGUGUUCCAUGUAUAAGUAACCAACAAGAGCUGCAUUUCUUUAUGCCCGACGUAGCAUGGGCAGCACCAGCAGCAGCAGCACGGCCAAGCCCAUGGAAGCCCUCCGUUCCGGGAGCGUCGUCCCCAAUGUGGUCACCGUGCUGCUGCUCCUCUCCAUGGGCUUCGUCCUGGGCAUGGUAUACAACGCCAACUUCCAGGAAUCCCAUCCCACACCUCUCCUGCAGCCGCUGCCUUCUCUCCUACGGUCGUCGACGCCGCGGCCAUCGCCAGCUCCGGUGGUAGCUUGCGGCGUCGGGCCCUCUCCCACGUCGCCGCAGUCCCCGCCGGUGGGAAUGGGGUUCGCCGACUUCCUCGCGCCGAGUGGCGGCGGUAUGAAGCACAACAUGACCGACGAGGAGCUGUUCUGGAGGGCGUCCAUGGUGCCGAUGAUCGCCCGCGUGCCGUGGCGCAUCGUGCCCAAGGUGGCCUUCAUGUUCCUGGUGACGGGGGACAUGCCGCUGCGGCCGUUGUGGGAGAAGUUCUUCGCCGGACACGAAGGGCAAUACUCCAUCUACGUGCACGCCAGCCCUGCCUACACCGGGUCGCCGCCGGCCGACUCCGUCUUCUACGGUCGCAUGAUCCCAAGCCAGAACACGAGCUGGGGUGACAUGAACCUGGUGGACGCGGAGCGGCGGCUGCUGGCGACUGCGCUGCUGGACCUCGGCAACGCGCGGUUCGCGCUGCUGUCGGAGACGUGCAUCCCGCUCCUCCCCUUCCGGGCCGCCUACGCGUUCCUCACCGGCGCCAACGCGAGCUUCAUCGAGAGCUUCCCGACCCGGGCGCGGCACGCGCCCUUCUUCGCCCGGCGCAACGUCAGCCGCGCGCAGUGGCGCAAGGGGUCGCAGUGCUUCGAGAUGGGCCGGGCGCUCGCCGUGGAGGUCGUCGCCGAGGAGCGGUACAUGGCCAUGUUCCGCGGCGACCACGGCAUGGCCAACAUGCUGGAGCACUACAUGCCGACGCUGGUGAGCCUGCUGGGCUGGGGCGCGCGCGCCGCGAACCGGACCCUCACGUACACCAACUGGCCGAGGCCGGGCCCGCACCCGGAGAGCUACGGCGGGAGCGCCGUCACGGCGGAGCUGCUGGAGGGGAUGAGGCGUGGGAACGGGGGAUGCGGCUACGGCGGCGGGGCGGCUGAGUUCUGCUUCAUGUUCGCGCGCAAGUUCUCCGGGGACGCGCUCGGGAAGCUGCUCGAGCUGGCGCCCAAGGUCAUGGGGUUCGGCUAAGGUUUUGCAUGGAGUAUAAUAGCAGAAAGUCAGUUUGAACGUUAACCGUACCUAGCAGAUAUCCAUCCAUACAUUGUUCAAGAUUCGUCCUACAGCAUGCCCACUCAGAUAUAUCUUGCAUUCCUAA
Messenger RNA from Hordeum vulgare subsp. vulgare (domesticated barley), 1453 nucleotides. RefSeq names its product glycosyltransferase BC10-like. Gene Ontology annotation, molecular function: glycosyltransferase activity. The record is from RefSeq and is a predicted model, not a curated record. The transcript is spliced from 2 exons. Gene Ontology annotation, cellular component: membrane. NCBI's taxonomy places the organism in Eukaryota, Viridiplantae, Streptophyta, Magnoliopsida, Poales, Poaceae. Bases 121 to 1326 code for a protein of 401 amino acids.